AACUGGUUGCUUGCAACUUCCCUGCGUUGAGUUUACUUGGAGACGAAGAAGGCGGAUUAAAGCUGCAUGGUAAUACCAUAGGACGGUUUCAUUUGCAAGCUUUUAUUCGAUCUGUAAAUCGUUUUCCAGCUUGAAGAGCUUGUUAAUAGAAGCAAGGCGUAUUAAGUGUUACAGAAGAACACUCAUUGGAGUUUGCUUAGCUGCAUCAUCGGUGCAUAAAACUCAGUCUACCUAAUUGCAAUUGCACUUGUUGUUAAAAGGGAACAUUAAAAAUGGGUUUACUGUCACUUCUAAGGAAGCUUAAAAGUAGAGAUAUACAAGAUAUGAGAAUAUUGUUGCUUGGAUUAGACAAUGCUGGAAAGACUACUAUAUUGAAAGCAUUAGCAUCUGAAGAUAUAAGUCACAUCCAGCCAACCCAGGGUUUCAACAUAAAAUCUGUGCAGUCUGCAGGAAUUCGAUUGAAUGUAUGGGAUAUUGGAGGCCAAAGACGGAUACGUCCAUAUUGGAAAAACUACUUUGACAAUACAGAUGUUCUGAUUUAUGUCAUAGACAGUGCUGACAGAGCAAGAUUUGAGGAAACUGGCCUUGAACUUCAAGAAUUGCUGGAAGAACCAAAAUUAGCUGGCGUUCCUGUUCUUAUAUUUGCAAACAAACAAGAUUUAUUGUCCGCUGCUAGGCCCUCUGAUAUCGUAGAUGGCUUGAGCCUGACAUCGAUAAAAGACCGAGCGUGGCAAAUUCAACCUUGUUCCGCUACCACAAAGGAAGGCUUAGAGCAUGGUCUCGACUGGAUUCGAAAGAACGUCAAAUAGAGGUCAUUUUACAAGAAAGGCUCUUCCGCAUUGAAAACAGUAGCUCUACAAUUAACCUUUGGACAGCGAUGAAAAAAAUUGCUUGAGUGUUCCUAACGCCUCAUUUUAGUUAUAAAAUAUUGUAUGAAGUAUGCAAAGCAUUAAUGAUUUGGGUCAAGUUGUUCAUACAUCCAUAAAAGCAAUGGGUUGCUUUUCAUCGUUAUUUUGGGGGUAGCAAUCUAAGCGUAUAAUAUUCUGUUUAAACAGUAAGUACAAUUAGCUCUGGAUCAUGUUCUUUUGUGCUUGAAGUAUUUCAGGCUAGAGACUAGAUAUUAUUUUCAGGUCCAUUUGUGGCUUAAUCGUGUACCUGGCUUAGUAUUUAAGUCAGUAUCUCUUUUUGUCACCACGAUAGAACUUAUCUUCCGACUUGAAUGUUAGCGCACAUGACUUAUCUUUAUAAUAAUAUUUUUACUUGAAAACAUA
Rhopilema esculentum is the source of this 1271-nucleotide messenger RNA. Its product is annotated as ADP-ribosylation factor-like protein 3. Gene Ontology annotation, molecular function: GTPase activity; GTP binding. The record is from RefSeq and is a predicted model, not a curated record. Lineage: Eukaryota; Metazoa; Cnidaria; Scyphozoa; Rhizostomeae; Rhizostomatidae.